Dreissena polymorpha is the source of this 1094-nucleotide messenger RNA. RefSeq lists its product as uncharacterized. The record is from RefSeq and is a predicted model, not a curated record. NCBI's taxonomy places the organism in Eukaryota, Metazoa, Mollusca, Bivalvia, Myida, Dreissenidae. The coding region runs from base 36 to 497 and encodes 153 amino acids. The transcript has 3 exons.
GUGCGUAGUCGGAUUGCAGCUCUAGUACGGUUGACAUGUCGAAUCGACGCAUGCGCAUUGAGAGCCACAUCCGUGUCAUUGUGACCCCGCCGAGCAGCCCUGGUCAGAAACCUCGAAGGAAACAGUUGCAAAGUACCAAGCCGCAAUCCAGGCAAUUGAGUCCCGGCUUUACUCGGAAAUCACCCGGCGUCAAGGAGCGACCUCGAUCCGGAUCGCACUGCCUGCAGGUUCCAGGGGCGAUAAACGUCAGAGGGAGAGCCGAUAGCAAGAACGACAACACCGAUGACAACACGUUGCCUAACAGAAGCAGGAGUUACUCCCCUUUCGACGAACGGAAACAAAUACCCUGUGGAUCACCUACUUUCGAGCGCGUUCUACGCGACAUGCUGUUAGAAUCGACUUCUCGUGGUGGAUUUAAUAACAAUGAUACAAACAAAGAUGAUGAUACAGACUUGCAGCAAUUAAGUUUUAAAGUCGGACAUGUGUCUUUUAGAUGACACAGAAGUUAUUACAGUUUGUAUCUCGGUAAACCAUAUACAUGCAAAAUUCUUUGAACGUCUUAGCAUUAAUUUGUUUUUAUGCGCUCUUUGAUCUUCAUUGUUCGACAAUCAAAACUGUCCAAUCCAUUGAACAAAUGUGUUAUUCACUCAUAUGUUCAAACUCUUUAUAGAUGAUACUAGCAAAUAUGACUAACGAGGUAUUUCUGAAUGCAGUUCUUAUAAUACUUUGAUAUUUCUUCCAGAAGUAUUGAUCUUCCCCUUCUUGAAGUAUGGACUACUUCGGGUCUAGAAAAUAAUCACAUGUUUAUUGUUCCUGUAUUCUUCUUUUAUUUCAUUAUUUUGUUUAACGACAUUAAACACAGAUUGUUUUAUGAUCUUUGGCUAUCCCGAUUAUAAAUCCCUUGCGUGUGCGGGCGCGCGCAUAAAUGGUAAGACUAGUAAAUAUUGCAAAAUUGCAUUUUUUUUACAUAACAUUAUUAAUAUUUUGUAAGUAUAAUCAUACUAGCGUAGUUAACUACUCUAUAUGUCUUUAUGUAUAUAUUUAUGCAGAUUGAUUAUGAAAGUUAAUGAAUACAUAUGUCAUUGAAUAUGAAA